This is a messenger RNA of Exophiala xenobiotica, 321 nucleotides long. RefSeq lists its product as uncharacterized. The coding region runs from base 1 to 321 and encodes 106 amino acids. Lineage: Eukaryota; Fungi; Ascomycota; Eurotiomycetes; Chaetothyriales; Herpotrichiellaceae. The record is from RefSeq and is a predicted model, not a curated record. The transcript has a single exon.
AUGGAAAGCAAGAGAUUGGAAUGCAUCAACAAAACCCUUUUGCUACUGUAUGCACACAAAAUCCCGCUGGGAGGUCUCAAGUUGUGCACCUCAGUUUCAGCCCUGUCUGCGCCCUCCGGGAAAGACUGGCGAAAAGCUGAAGGCCUCUCGGGCGCCACGGGUGUUCCUACACGACAGCGGGACGAAUUGAGUGCCUCAUUCCUGCGAACGCCCGCCAGAGAAUGUGCAAUCUUCAGGAAGUCAGAUCCCGACGAAGAUACUCGAGAGACGCCGCACAUCUUUCAGGCCGCGACAAGAUUCUGCUCGAAACAUUACCUCUAG